AGCAUCGAUCGAUGAAUGCUAUGUACAAAUAUUUAAACAAUUCGCAAUGGCUGCUGUGGAGUCUGCUGUCUCCCAUAAUGAACUGGCAACCAGCGAACUCUGCUCUUUUGUACACCACAAACUCUGAGUUUGGGAUAUUUAUGGCCAUAUCGGUGCCCAUUGGUCUGCCGCAUCGCAAUGUCUUCUUGUCGUACAAUUAUGAGUUUAAUUAUUAUCAGCCGGAGCAUGUCUACAAGUAUCCGCCCAUUCUGAUGGGCGACUAUCAAGACUCCUAUCUGACGUAUCCCACUUCAGGGCGUGAGGACAGCGGCAGGCAUUGCCAGAACUGCACUGAGCGCAGGGAUGAGCAGAUGGACACCAGCAGCAGCAGCAGCAGCAGCGGCAGCUCCAACUCCACAGCGGAAUCACGCGGCAAACGUUCCCUGUCGCUGAUGAGUCGCUCCAUUUUCUACUUUAUGCUGAGGGACAAACUGCAAAGAUCUGGCUACCCAGCCGAUGCCUGUCUGCUGCGCAUGAUAUGCGAGACGAAUGCCUCGCAGCUGGGCGAAGUGAAUGGCUUCUUGGGCAGCCUCCUACACAUUAUAUUCACUCCCAGCAGUUCCAAGGAUGAGCAUCUGUCGGAAGAGUUCUACCAGGCCGAGUGGGAUGGUCGCCAUAGUGGGGAAUGCAGCGGCUACAGCGCCAAUUGUGAGGCGAACAUCUUGGACCUCAUCUCAGUGCCCGUGGAGCAGGCGCUGAGCGAUAUUGUAAGUGGGCGUAGAAGAAAAUAAACUAGAGUACAGCGUCUGCAGCGUCUCUUCUCUGUCUCUGUCUCUGGGUGUUGGGGAUUA
Molecule: messenger RNA, 830 nt
Organism: Drosophila guanche
Lineage: Eukaryota; Metazoa; Arthropoda; Insecta; Diptera; Drosophilidae
Exons: 5
Coding region: 12-770 (252 amino acids)
Source: RefSeq, a predicted model, not a curated record